ACGUUUCCACAAUUAAUUAUUUUCGGAUGACCGCAACUCAGUUGGAAGAAUUGUUGGGCAUGGUUGGACCAAGAUUGCAAAAGCAGGACGUCAUUCGACAAAGUAUCUCACCAGCUGAACGGUUGGCAUUAACAUUGAGAUAUCUUGCUUCCGGGGACUCCAUGAUAUCGAUGUCCUACCAAUAUCUCGUGGGAGUGACAACAGCGGGUAAUAUCAUCCAUGAAACCUGCAAAGCAAUAUGGGAUGUUUUAUGCCCUUUAGUUCUUUCGGGUCGACUGGAAGAAGGAGACUGGGUGGAUAUCGCCAAUGAUUUUAACGAAAGAUGGAAUUUCGUUCAUUGCAUUGGAGCCAUUGAUGGCAAGCACGUCACCAUUCAAUGUCCCAAAAAUGCUGGAUCAGCGUUUUAUAAUUAUAAACACAGUCACAGCAUAGUUCUCAUGGCUAUCUGUGAUGCAAAUUAUAUAAUACGUUUUGUGGAUAUCGGGGCAUACGGACGACGAAGUGAUGGUGGCGUCUUCAAAGAAAGUGCUAUGGGGAAAGCAUUCGAAGAAGGUAGAAUGAAUAUUCCACAACCAGCAGUGCUUGGAGAAGGAGGACCAAUUUUACCAUACUGUCUUGUGGGAGAUGAAGCCUUUCCUUUGAAGCCAUACUUGCUUCGUCCGUAUCCAGGUAGAGGACUGACACCAGAGCAAGAAAUGUACAAUUACCGUCUGAGUCGUGCGAGACGAAUAAUAGAAAACGUAUUUGGUAUACUCGCCAGUCAAUGGAGAGUAUACAGAAAACCAAUUAUCGCCAGUCCUGAUAACGCAAAGUUAAUGGUUCAAGCAACUGUUUGUUUGCAUAAUUGGCUUCGCCGGCAGGACAUUGAUGAGAACGCAUAUGUGCCUCCGGGUUUGAUCGAUGUCGAUGAUCCGCGCACUGUCCAAAUGGCUUCAGACCAGGGUCUUGGCGUGUCAUCAUGGAAGAUGGAUGCGCAUUCAGAGACAUCUCAAACUGUGGAUCGAACAUGA
This is a messenger RNA of Temnothorax curvispinosus, 1010 nucleotides long. Its product is annotated as protein ALP1-like. NCBI's taxonomy places the organism in Eukaryota, Metazoa, Arthropoda, Insecta, Hymenoptera, Formicidae. The coding region runs from base 27 to 1010 and encodes 327 amino acids. The transcript is spliced from 3 exons. The record is from RefSeq and is a predicted model, not a curated record.